GCAGCAGCACAACAGAAGCAGGAGCUACAGCCUCAGCGUCUCCCGCCCCACACCCACAACGAGGACCUCUCUCACUGCCUCCUCCGCAGGACAUCACCGGCCGCCGCCGCCGCCGUGGCCCCGACCUCUCGACGCUUGCACGGUCCGCGUAAUGCGUGGCCAGACCAUGGCCGGCCGGCUAGAGUUCUUGAAUUGGACCUCGCUCUGGUUUAAAGAUUAGGGAAGGAUAUAAAAGGUUUGGAUUUCUAGCCGGUUCUUGGUCUCGAUUUCUUGGAAGGAGGAGCGGUCUUUGGGGGCGGAAAUUGCGCCCGCUUGUGUGCUGGUAUUGUUUCGAGAAAAGUUUGAAAUUUGGAGCCGGGAGAUUGGGCUCGGCGAAGAAUGGCUUCCAUGGCCGGGGCGCCGAGGGUGCGGUCGCUCAACAUCGCGGCGCCGGAGGCGGACGCCAGGCCGGUGCUGGUGCCGGGAGGCAACAAGGCCCCGGCGGCCGCCCGGAAACCUUCCUCCAAGCCGCUGCGAAAGGCGGCGGCGGAGAAGCCUCCGGUCGUCGCCGCCGCGGCGAAGGAGGAGGAGGAUGCAGUCGAGGGCUUGAAGAAGGACGCCCCCGCCGCCAACCUUGGCGGUGACGGCGGCGCGAGGAAGGGGUCGCCCACCUUGACCGCUGCCGCGGCUGGCGCGAGCAAGGGGUCGCCCCCCUUGACCGCCGCCGCGGUUGGCGCGAGCAAGGGGUCGUCCCCAUUGCCGUCGCCGAGGCGGAACCCGCCGCGGAAGCUGCACGACGUGCCGGCCCUCAAUGCGUCGCUCAGCGCGUCCUGCUCCUCGGACGCCUCCGUGGAGUCGCUCCGCCGUGGCCGGGCUUCCGGCGGAAGGACGGAGAGGAGCUGGUCCCGGCCGGCCGCGCCGAAGCGGGGGAAGGCUGCGGCGAAGGAAGCUGACGAUGCCGAGGUUAUCGCUCCGGUGACGACGGAGGCCGUCCAAGGGAAGAGGAGGUGCGCCUGGGUGACUCCGACCUCCGAUCCUUACUAUGUCACUUUCCAUGAUGAGGAGUGGGGAGUUCCAGUUCAUGAUGACAGGAGAUUGUUUGAGCUGCUUGUACUAUCCGGUGCACUGGCCGAACUUUCAUGGUCGGAAAUUCUCAAGAGGAGACAAAAUUUCAGGGAAAUUUUCAUGGAUUUUGACCCUGUUGCCGUUUCUAAAGUAAACGAGAAGAAGCUGGUAGCGCCAGGAAGCAUUGCCAACUAUCUUCUGUCAGAGCAAAAAUUGCGAGCAGUCCUCGAAAAUGCUCGCCAGAUAGUUAAGAUUGCAGAUGAAUUUGGAUCCUUCAGUCAGUACUGCUGGGGUUUUCUGAACCACAAACCUAUUAUAAGCAAAUUCCGCUACCCAAGGCAGGUCCCUGUUAAGAGCCCCAAGGCAGAUACAAUCAGCAAAGACAUGGUCCGAAGGGGGUUCCGAGGUGUGGGCCCGACGGUCGUAUAUUCCUUCAUGCAGGCAGCAGGGCUAACCAAUGAUCACCUUGUCAGUUGUUUCCGUUUCAAAGAAUGCGACACACCGCCAACUCUUUGCAUCAGUGGAACUGACAGGGCAAACACAGAAUUGGAUCAAAACAAAGAUGAGCUGAGGAAAAAAAGUCGCGGCGAGGAGAUGACAUCUAAGGAAGAUCUGUCAAGGGCAAUUGACACACUUACCAUUUCGUAACAUUACGAGGACCAGUGGUGCGGCUAGCUACUAUGGCUGUGUUACCUCUAUGUAGGUCAUGUGUUAGUUGUCCUUUGGACGAGCUUAGGGAUCAAAAGAUUUUGUGUAUAAAUCGUUUGUGUAGGUAAUGCAACUCAGUCUGUACAUUAUUACUGGUGUUGGAGGAUGAUAAUUUUUUUUACUGAUGCAGAGGUUCUCUCCCGGUCA
Lolium perenne is the source of this 1899-nucleotide messenger RNA. RefSeq lists its product as uncharacterized. Gene Ontology annotation, biological process: base-excision repair. Lineage: Eukaryota; Viridiplantae; Streptophyta; Magnoliopsida; Poales; Poaceae. Gene Ontology annotation, molecular function: DNA-3-methyladenine glycosylase activity. The record is from RefSeq and is a predicted model, not a curated record.